UCAUUUCAAUUUCUGUGAACUUUCUCGGAAAAAAAGAGAUUGGAUGAACGAAGAAUCGCAGACUGUGCCGCUUCUUCAUCGAACUUGCCAUUGCCUUUGACCCUUCUAUCUCUCCGUUUCCUUUUUAUCCAUCUCUUCAUCACUCUCCAUUCGCUCGUCGAAACAGGAACAUUGAAUCGUGAUUCGCUGUGUAUGACGAGCGCUUCGGAGCUAUUUCACACCAGAAGGCAUCGAUUGGGACGAAGUUCUAUCGAUCUAGGGUUCGACACAGAACUCCAAGCCGCCGAUUCUUUCCGCCGUCGCCAACACGUCCGCCGCCUCCGUCACCACCCGGAGCGUGCAUCUGAUAGAGUCGGUGGGAGGUAUCGACGGUCUUUUGUAAAUGAUAGCGUUGAUUCCGAAGAAAACGUAAGAGGCAGUCUUGGAGGGAGUAACAGUGAGAGGCUACCCGUGGGUGUGGUUCUUGCACGGGCCAGACUCCUUCAGAGGUUGAGAGGGGAACCUCUGUCUAGAAACAGGCAAUAUGGUAUAGAUUCAUUGGGUGAGGAUCGGGAAAGUGAAUCAUCAAAUGAAGUUGCAACUCAGGCCACUCUAGUUACUGACUUGACUUCACAGAUGGGAAGGUCCCAGUUCUUGCAGGAGCUACACAAAAAGCCACCAGGGCUUACUCAGGAGGCCUUGGACUGUUUGGAUCAGGAAGUUUUUAGCAGCAGCGAGACAGGAUUGGAUUCCAGGGUAAUGCAGGACUGUAGUAUAUGCUUGGAAACUUUCACGGAUGGAGAUGAGCUGAUACGUCUGCCAUGUGGACAUAAAUUCCAUUCUGUUUGCUUGGAUCCAUGGAUUCGCUGCUGUGGAGACUGCCCAUAUUGUCGAAGACGUGUAGUUCUAAAUACUCACUUACCACAAUACGACCAUGAGUAAUUAGUUUUUUAUUAAUUGACUUUGUCUUGUUCCGUGUUUGUAUGAAAGGAUAAGAAUACUGUAAUGGAGCUGUUUUUUUGUAACCAUGUGUAUCUUAUCACGUUUUUCUUUCUUUCCCGGUGACAACGGGAAAGAUAUGGGUAUCUAAAUAAGACCCUAUUGUAAGACGUGUUCUUGUAACCAGUCCCGUACAUAGUAAUUUUAAUAUUUGUAUUCCUGACGAUAAACUUCUUAUUCAUUUGUUUGAAUAUUCA
Messenger RNA from Vigna radiata var. radiata (mung bean), 1175 nucleotides. Its product is annotated as probable E3 ubiquitin-protein ligase RHY1A. The transcript has 3 exons. NCBI's taxonomy places the organism in Eukaryota, Viridiplantae, Streptophyta, Magnoliopsida, Fabales, Fabaceae. The record is from RefSeq and is a predicted model, not a curated record. The coding region runs from base 193 to 921 and encodes 242 amino acids.